AUGAAUGAUCUCAUGGCAGAACUGCAAAGCCUACUGUCAUCAAAAGAUGGAAAGUCCGACUGGGUAAAUGAGGGAGCUGGCGGCUGGGACUAUCAGCUAAAGAGAAUCCGACAUAGUUUUAGCAAGAAAGGAACAAAGGCUGUCGAGGCUCUCGAAAAACAUAACCGCAAGCUUAGAGAGCUGCUCGACUCGAAUGAUAAAUUGGACAGUAUGAAAUCGGUCAGGAAGGACACUGCAUGGGCAAAUAUAUUUGAUUGUAUUAGACGCCACGCAAAAGGUUUACACACUGCUAUCAAAGAUGGAUGGAAAUGUGAUUGUCGAGAGCCUCAUAUAGUGGCUCUUCGAUUGCAACAGCGUACCACAGGAGACUGGUCGUCAUUCAACGUAUCCUUUGAAUACCCGAAAAAUAUGAGAACAAUUGCCCUCACUCCCCACAAACGACGAGAGCUGAUUGUCAAUGUGAAACUUGCCGGUACACAACACAAUGACCAACCAAAUAUUCUCCUGCACCCUUCGGUAGCAGAAGCUGGAUGCAAGAACUUGCGACGGGAUUUUGAGUCAAAGGCAUACCCAGGGGCCAACAUCGCUACGAGACCAAUUCUUAGACCUUCUUCUCCCUCAUCCUCAACAAUAUCACAAACAAGCUUUACAGGAUCUGUUUCGAGUUGCCAAUCACAGUCACAUACGUCUGUCUCAACAAAUGUUGCGAUAGAAGAAAGCCAUGUAAAGAGAUUGCUGUCGGGGCUCAAAUUAAAGGCGAAGAAGUCAGUCCAAAUUCAUGACCUCUACGAGCCUAUAUUGCCUACCUCAACUGUACCAACAAUAGAGCUUUCUAUUCAUGCUACCUCAGCCGCCUCACCCACUCCUUCCAUUCUGUUAUCUCCUCCAGCGAAAAGUCUCAAUGAUGUCAAAAUAGACGAUCUAUGUAAGACUGUCUAUAAGUCUAGCGGCAUUUCCGAAACUUACUUGGGGUAUCUUCCAGACGAGCAUCAAAAUUACCACGAGUUCCGAUGUCUCGAUGAUAAUUCAGCUUCGCCCGCCUUUCAUAAAGAGCAAUUCGUUAGUCUUGAAACGAUUCUUUCAAACACUAGGCCUUUCCCUCCACUCAAUCGGCAUGAGCGAUACAAAAUUGCAUGCAUACUUGCAUCUUCGUUGCUACAGCUUCAGAAUGCACCAUGGCUUGCUAGUAAUCUGCAAAAAAACAAAAUCCUCUUUCCAUGUGAUUGGAAUGCCCACAAAAUCAUGAUCGACGAGCCAUAUCUUCCUUACUCAUUUUUCUCUUCCAAAUGCCAAUUUAAACCACUAGGGCAUAUGCCAAAUGAGAACAACACAACUACUGUUAAGCAAUCAUUACAUGAUCUUGGCAUCGUCUUACUCGAACUAUGUUUUGGGCAACGCAUUGAGGAACAAGCCAUACGCCAAAAUUUCCUUGUCGAUGGAAAAGAACAUGCAAAUACCAACUACCUCACAGCUCUCGACUGGGCAGAUGCUGUAUGUGAGCAAGAACCAGCGUUGGAGCAUGUGAUCAAAUGCUGUAUGUUCUGCAUCUUUGAGGAGAAGGCCAAUUGGGAUAAUCCGAGGUUCACACAAGCUGUGUAUGCAAGUGUAGUGGAGCCAUUAGAAAAGAUCAUUAGUAGCUGGGCAAGCGUAUCUUAA
Sclerotinia borealis F-4128 is the source of this 1656-nucleotide messenger RNA. The record is from the annotation of a GenBank genome assembly. Lineage: Eukaryota; Fungi; Ascomycota; Leotiomycetes; Helotiales; Sclerotiniaceae.